UUUGGCGCGGUGUUGAGCGGUGUCGGCCAUCUUGGACUCAUACCAGUGUUUCAGCAGGUUAGGUUACACUGAGAAGUGCAUGAGCGCACCACUCAUUGAUUGACCUCCUGUCUUUGAAUAAGAAGACAAACUACUUUUGCGUCCCUGUUAAACGACGUGAGCAGAGACUUUUUGUUUUUAAUCGUUCCCGGAGUGGAAAAGAAAACUCAGGCUUUUUGAAAGAACCGUCAUGGCGACCGCUACCCCGAGCCGUGAAGCCGGCCGCCCGGCGGCCUCCACUCCUCUCUCCCCGACAAGGAUCUCCCGCUUACAGGAAAAACAAGACCUGCAGCAUCUGAACGACCGGCUGGCCGUAUAUAUCGACCGGGUGCGCUCUUUGGAGCUGGAGAACGACCGGCUGAUGUUCAAAGUGUCUGAGAAAGAGGAGGUGACUACUCGAGAGGUGACUGGCCUGAAGGGUCUGUAUGAGGCAGAGUUAGCUGAUGCUCGGCGGGUUCUGGAUGAAACUGCUAGAGAGAGAGCCAGGCUGCAGAUAGACCUGGGCAAGGCUCAGGCUGACCUGGAAGAAGCAACACGCAGUAACAAGAAGAAGGAAGGUGAUCUUGCUGCAGCCGUGUCCAGAGCCAAUGGUCUGGAAGGCCAGCUGAACAAGAGUGAAGCAGCUCUCGCUACCGCUCUGAGCCAGAACAAUGCUCUGACCUCUGAGCUAGCUGAUGUUAAGAGCCUGCUCGCUAAGGCAGAGGACAGCCAUGCUGUUGCUAAGCGCCAGCUGGAGGCCGAGACUCUGAUGCGUGUGGACUUGGAGAACCGCUGUCAGUCGCUGAGUGAAGAGCUGGAGUUCAGGAAGAGCAUGUUUGAAGAGGAGGUGCGUGGGUCCCGGCGUCGGCAUGAGCAGAGGACCGUGGAGGUGGACGCCGGAGUCAAACAGGACUAUGAGUUCAAACUGGCACAAGCUCUGCAGGACCUGAGGAGGCAGCACGACGAGCAGGUCUCUCUCUAUAAAGAGGAACUGGAGCACACCUUCCAGGCCAAGCUGGAUAAUGCCAAGAUGUCCUCUGAGAUCAAUGACAAGGCGAUGGGAACAGCCAGAGAGGAGGUGCAGGAGUCCCGGAUGAGAAUAGAGAGUCUCGGAUAUCAGCUGAGUGCCCUGCAGAAACAGGCGGCCGCCUCAGAGGAUCGCAUCAGAGAGCUGGAAGAGAUUCUGUCCGCAGAGCGCGACAAGCACCGGCGCAUCAUCGAAGGGAAGGAGCAGGAGAUGAGCGAGCUGAGGGAGAGGAUGAACGCUCAGCUCAGCGACUACCAGGAGCUCCUCGACGUCAAGCUCGCCCUGGAUAUGGAGAUCAACGCAUACAGGAAGCUGCUGGAGGGAGAGGAGCACAGACUGAAGCUGUCCCCCAGCCCAUCGUCCCGAGUCACCGUUUCCAGGGUCUCAGGAUCUUCCUCGUCCCGCACCAAGAGGAAGAGAGUGGAGGUUGAGGCUGUGGAUGUGUCUGAGGCGGGCCAGCUGCUGGUGUCAGAAGAAGCCACAGCCAGUGGCGCCGUCACCAUAUCCCCCACUGACAUGGACGGGAACGCAGUCACUCUCACCAAUGACUCCGAGCAGGACCAGCCACUGGGCAACUGGAGGUUGAAGAGACAGGUGGAUGAAGGAGAGGAAGUCAUCUACAAGUUCUCCCCAAAGUUUGUCCUCAAGGCUGGGCAGUCCGUCACGGUGUGGUCUGCUGAUGCCGGCGUGGCCCACAGUCCACCAACUGACCUGCUGUGGAAGAGUCAGACUUCCUGGGGCACAGGAAAUGACAUCAUCACCACUCUGGUCAACGGCGAUGGCGAGGAGGUGGCCACACGCACUGUUACCAAGGCUGAGGUGGAGGUGGAGAACGGAGAAGAAGAGGAGGAGGAAGAGGAACUGGCGGGCAAGGCGUCAUCCAGAGAGUGUGCCAUAAUGUGAGGCCUUCCUUCCCCUCUGUCGGCCUUGCCUUCCCUUCCCUUAUUCCCUAGAGCCACUCCAAAACCAUCCUGUCAAUUACGCCUCGUCAUUAUGUGUUUGUUUUUUUAUUCUUCAAGAAAAUAUAAGAAUUUUUUGGACUAAUGGACUUUUUUACUGCCCUGUGUUUCUCUGGACCUGUUUUUAAUGAGACCGUUUCUAAAAUAUUACUAUCAAUGCCAACUUCUGACGAUCCCCAUUGUUGAGUCCGACUGAUUAAUCCCAUAAUUCUCUACGUGUCUCUACAUGUCCUUCAUUCAAAAUAUGUUAGUGAAAUCAACCCAGAAAGGACCUGGGCUGUAAUGCCCUACAGUUCAAUGCAUUUACAACACAGAAUAGAUGAUGAGCAGCUCUUAAUUGGAUUAUGGUGUUUUGAGUGUUGUUUGUACUGUUAAUGAUGGAAUUCUGACAUUUUCAAUUUAUGUGUUCCAUAUUAGGUUAAUAUCAAAAAAUGACCUAUUUGAAUAGCAUAUAAAACCCGACUCGGAUACUGAAAAACUUCCCUUUAAUGGGCAACACAUUGUCCACAUGGAAUGACAGUUGAAAUUAGGGAUGAAUUGAAUUGAAAUCCCUAAACCAGAAUGUGUGCCAAGUGUUGACAUGAGCUGCUGUCUGUCUGUUAGAGGUAACUCUUGACACAGCAGCUUCCACCUGUCCUCAGUUAAAUGCGCUGUGUCGUGUUGGCUCGAUGGCAGCCCAAUAUAAAUGUGUCCUGCCAGUUAGUAUCAUGAUCAUUACAAAAAAUGUAUUGUAUGGAAACCUUUAGUGCCCACUAGGAUCUGCUUCUUUAGCCUUCGAGUUGAACAGGCGGAAGCAGCUCUGGUAAUGGUGUCAUGUGUUAUCAGCUAAGAAGACAUCCCAGUUUAACUCCUGGUCAUGUGUUCAUAUUUAGUAACACACUGCUGCAAUUAUGAUGGCUCAGACAGCACCGUGACUGCAGGUCUUACUGAAUUAAUGUGCUUAAAGAAAUCAUUGUACACAGGGGCAAGGGUGACAGCAACUGCAGGCCGUUUAGCCUCAGAGUUGCUCUCACGCCUCCUGUGCCAUCUUGGGGAAACUGUGUGUGCUUUACAUUGCUAGUUAUUAUUUUUCUAUAGAGGGCUUGUCUAUGUAACCAAUUUGUUUACCCAAGAUAUUUCAUGUACUUUUUAGGGAUGAUUAAGGUUAGGGUUGGGUUUAUUAUCUUUAAAUGUAUUUCAGGAUUGUGCUGAAACUAUCAUGAACACUACUCUGCAGUGUUGUGCUGGGCAGUGUCGGACUAACUGACCGAAUUGAUUGUUCUCUGAGAUAUGACGCUUUUUCAGUCCCUCCAGGAAAACUUUAAUUUAAGCUUAUUCAAACCAUAACUUCAUUUAAUUACCAAGCUUUUCCUAAGAAACUGCUGUUUUUACCAGUCACUGGCAAGAUUAGCUGCCUUUGACAAAGUUAUUGGUCAAUGUUAAUAUGAAUGAUCACAGUUAGUAGUUAGAACUUAAGUGAAAUCUGAAUUCAGGUAAAUAACAUUAUUUAAAAAUAGGCACAACGUGAUGCCUUCAGGAGCUUUUUAUAGAAAACCUGUUCCUGGAGGGACUGUCACAUGAUAUAUGUGACAGAUGUGAUAUUUCUAAUGAGGACAUAAUUUGACCUUGUAUUGUUAAUGUGGGGAGGGUUGGGGCGGGGGCGGCAUGCCAAAUGUGAGUUUUGAUUAAAGAUUAACUUGUUGAACUACUUUUUGUACACAAUAAAUGUUUUACAUAAACAAACUUGA
Molecule: messenger RNA, 3731 nt
Organism: Eleginops maclovinus (Patagonian blennie)
Lineage: Eukaryota; Metazoa; Chordata; Actinopteri; Perciformes; Eleginopidae
Gene: lmnb2
Product: lamin B2
Biological process (GO): heterochromatin formation; nuclear migration; protein localization to nuclear envelope
Cellular component (GO): nuclear lamina; nuclear envelope
Molecular function (GO): structural constituent of cytoskeleton
Source: RefSeq, a predicted model, not a curated record